Botrytis sinoallii is the source of this 219-nucleotide messenger RNA. RefSeq lists its product as uncharacterized. The coding region runs from base 1 to 219 and encodes 72 amino acids. The transcript has 2 exons. The record is from RefSeq and is a predicted model, not a curated record. NCBI's taxonomy places the organism in Eukaryota, Fungi, Ascomycota, Leotiomycetes, Helotiales, Sclerotiniaceae.
AUGUUUUCCCUUAUCAAGCGAUUUCAUCACAAGACGCAUAAAUGCAUACACAGAUACAACCAGCCAAAAACUGCUCAGGACGGUAAAGACAUGUCCUCUUCAGGAUUUGCGGCGCGCGCUCAAGGAGCUGGCGAUCGUAACGCAAACGCUGGUGGAGCCGCAGCAGGUGAAGGUACUGGUGGUGGAAAUGCCGGUCAAACUGGAACAGACAAGAAGUAG